Molecule: messenger RNA, 249 nt
Organism: Moesziomyces antarcticus
Lineage: Eukaryota; Fungi; Basidiomycota; Ustilaginomycetes; Ustilaginales; Ustilaginaceae
Product: small nuclear ribonucleoprotein SmF
Exons: 2
Coding region: 1-249 (82 amino acids)
Biological process (GO): mRNA splicing, via spliceosome; spliceosomal snRNP assembly
Cellular component (GO): catalytic step 2 spliceosome; U1 snRNP
Molecular function (GO): RNA binding
Source: RefSeq, a predicted model, not a curated record
AUGUCGAGUUUCCAGCCAGUCAACCCAAAACCGUUUCUGCAGCUGCAAACGGGCAAGCCGGUGUUGGUGCGGCUGAAGUGGGGCAUGGAGUACAAGGGCUUCCUGGUGAGCACGGACAGCUACAUGAACCUCCAACUCGCCAACACCGAAGAGUUCCAAGACGGCAAGUCCAACGGCAUGCUCGGCGAGGUCUUUAUCCGUUGCAACAACGUGCUCUACCUGCGAGAACUUACGGACGAAUCUACAUGA